CACAUCCCACAUAGUCGCGCGACAUUCAGCAACAACAAUGGCCAAGCGUAGUCUGUGGCGGUAGGAGCUCUGUCUCGCUCUCUCGUCGGAGUCCUCCCUUCCCCGCUUUCACUCGAUUUUUGGACUCGGCGGCGGCGAAAAAUCCACCCGUAGAGACUGGCGCUGGUGUUUUAUUUUUUAUUUUUUGUUUGAUAUCACUCAUCCCACAAUGUUCGAGGCGAGCCCACACGGACCGUGCGUGUGUGUCCCCGCUGCUGCUUCUUCUUCUUGGCCGCUGGGUUGCGGCUACUAACCUAGCUGCUUUUCACUCGGUGCUUAGCUAACGCUUUUAGCCCCCCACACGCCCACCCCCGUCGUUUUUUUCCAACAACAAGCCAAUGUUUUAGGGUAUUUGCGUGAACCGCUUCAUGACAACAACUGUUGCCAACUACCUACUAUUCGUCAAAGAAGCGUGCGUGUAUGUUUGUCGCGGAAACUAGUUUGCGGGCUAGCUAACAGGCUAGCUAUUUGUGUGCGUGUGUGUGUGCGCGUGCGUGUGUGCGUGUAUUCGCGUAAAGGAAGGAAAACGGCGAGUUUCCUUUUUAACAAAGUAUGGAUGACCAGACGAGGAUGCUGACGGGUCUCACCGGACUUGGUGGACUACAGCCAGGCGACGUGGGCGACCCGGACUCUGUUCGGAAACAGCAGUCCCUCGGCCAGCCCCAACAAGACAUCGGGGAUAUCCUACAGCAAAUAAUGGCCAUCACCGACGAGAGCCUGGACGAAGCACAGGCCAGAUGCUGGCCAGAAGAUUCGCCGGCGCAUUGGGGUGGAUCAGACGACCCCACAGAGGGAGGGAGAGCAGGGGGGGGCACGGCAGGGGGUGGCCUGCCAGUCAACUUCCAGUACAGGAAGCAUGCCCUUAACUGUCACCGAAUGAAGCCAGCCCUGUUCAGUGUUCUCUGUGAGAUCAAAGAGAAGACAGUUUUGAGUAUACGAGGCGUGCAGGAGGAAGACCCCCCAGAUCCGCAGAUCAUGCGUCUGGACAACAUGCUACUGGCAGAAGGCGUGUCCGGGCCAGAGAAAGGUGGCGGGUCUGCUGCCGCGGCGGCCGCGGCAGCUGCGGCGGGCGGCUCGCCCACUGACAGCAGCAUCGAACACUCUGACUACAGAGCCAAACUCGCUCAGAUUCGCCAGAUAUACCACUCGGAGCUGGAGAAGUAUGAACAGGCAUGCAGCGAGUUCACCAACCAUGUAAUGAACCUGCUGAGAGAGCAGUCUCGAACACGGCCCAUCUCGCCCAAGGAGAUCGAGCGCAUGGUGGCCAUCAUCCACCGCAAGUUCAGCUCCAUCCAGAUGCAGCUCAAGCAGAGCACCUGCGAGGCCGUCAUGAUCCUGCGCUCGCGCUUCCUUGACGCCAGACGCAAGAGGCGCAAUUUCAACAAGCAAGCGACAGAGGUGCUCAACGAGUAUUUCUACUCCCACUUGUCUAAUCCUUACCCAAGUGAGGAGGCGAAGGAGGAGCUGGCCAAAAAGUGCGGGAUCACAGUGUCUCAGGUCUCUAAUUGGUUCGGCAACAAGAGAAUACGUUACAAGAAGAACAUCGGCAAGUUCCAGGAGGAAGCCAACCUCUACGCAGUCAAGACAGCAGUGGACGCCGCCAACGUGUCGGCGCAAGCCAGCCAGGCCAACUCACCGGCGACUCCCAACUCAGGCGACGGCUACGUUGGGCUGCGAUUGCUCAACGGGGAGGGCAUCGGCAUGGCACCCUCUCUGCAGCCGCAGGUGGAUACCCUGCACCGUGCUACACACCUGACGGGCGGCUAUGAGGAGCUGUCAGGUAGUGGCCUCUACACCCCUCAUCGCCUGGAUGCUAACAGCUGGCAGGACCCCACCAACCCCCCCUCUGUCACCUCCCCUCCCGGAGCUCCCAGCAGCGUCCACUCAGACACCUCCAACUGAUCCGGGUGGCUUCCGCCUUCGGCCGUUUCCACUUUUAGGGUUGCGGGGGGGAGGGCGGAGGGGCUGGGGCGGCGUCUUCUCUCACUCACCCCCAUCUUGGACUCAACGGGAUCAUGUCAUGAACACAACACACUGUGCUGGAACACAGGACAGCAGCGCAACUCUGGACUUUCCUACCACACCCGUGUCAUAAUGUUCACACAUACAUAUGUAUAUGCUCAUUAUCUUCACACACACGCUCGCGCUCUUCACCUGCGGCUUCGUUCAAUUGGUCGCCCUCCCCAGCAGGCUCUUACCAAAGCGUCGCCGCCCGGCUCGUCAUCGGCAUCACCGCGUUGCACUGUUAGCAUCCUUGUUAUGAGCGUGGAUAGCCGUGGCUAACCGGUUCGCAGACCAAGAAGAAGAGUGGGUGGAACUAAUCGCCCCCUUUUUUUUUUUUUUUUUGGUCAUUAGGUUUGCCUCCUUUUUUUUCUGUCUGAUUGUAGACCAUUUUGUGUGCGUGUGGUUUUGUUUUUUGGGUGAGAAUGCACCAGCCGCCACCAAAAAUCCCCACACGCUGCCAAUAGCUCAUCGGAGAGGGCGAGGGAGGGAAGGGGCUGGUGAUGGCGAGGGCGUCCAUCUGGAAUCUCGCAACUCUAGUCUUCCAUGCAUGUUAGGGCUCGUUUUAGCCGCACGUUCUCGUCUUCAUUCAGCCCCGCCCACUCUCACUUUUUACCUUGGUUUUUAAUUAAGAAAAACAAAGAGAAUUAAAAGGUUAGAACUAUUACAGUCAGACCAAAACAAAAAACAAAAACGAAA
Hippocampus zosterae (dwarf seahorse) is the source of this 2739-nucleotide messenger RNA. It is a transcript of the gene pbx4, whose product is annotated as pre-B-cell leukemia transcription factor 4. Gene Ontology annotation, cellular component: nucleus. The transcript is spliced from 10 exons. The record is from RefSeq and is a predicted model, not a curated record. Gene Ontology annotation, molecular function: DNA-binding transcription factor activity, RNA polymerase II-specific; RNA polymerase II cis-regulatory region sequence-specific DNA binding. Bases 592 to 1941 code for a protein of 449 amino acids. Gene Ontology annotation, biological process: embryonic organ development; neuron development; brain development. Lineage: Eukaryota; Metazoa; Chordata; Actinopteri; Syngnathiformes; Syngnathidae.